Strongylocentrotus purpuratus (purple sea urchin) is the source of this 1794-nucleotide messenger RNA. Its product is annotated as protein SPEC3-like. The transcript has 3 exons. Lineage: Eukaryota; Metazoa; Echinodermata; Echinoidea; Camarodonta; Strongylocentrotidae. The coding region runs from base 402 to 1163 and encodes 253 amino acids. The record is from RefSeq and is a predicted model, not a curated record.
AGAGAGAGAUAGAGAGAGAGCGCGAGAACUGAGACAGCCAUGCCCUGAAAGUUGCGACAAAAUAAUAUCGAAUAUCAUACGUUGCACAGAAGUCGAAAUGGAUACUGCAUGUACGAUCAACUUUCGUAUGUAACUGGUUUAUUGUGAUAUUGCAUUUACAUGUAGGUCUACAUGUACAAGUGGUCAACCAGACGGGAAAGCGAUCGUGUAGUUCAAAACGAUAAUUAACAACAAACAGCGCACACGUCCUGUCGUCUGCAUAACUUUCUAUCACGUCUAAUUACAGCAAUACCAUCCACAUCGACCAUUGUAUUGCAGCAAGAUAACAUAACCAUCGGUGGACAUAUGUAUAUACUGUCAAUGUUGUAGGGUAUAUCAUUAUUGUACCGUCGAAGUAAGUCAUGGCACAACAACAAACAACGGUGGUUUUAGCUCCGACACAACCCACGAUACAGACUUCGGUGGUGAUACACAAGAAAGAAGGCAAUGCCUGUCGAGCCGCUAUCCCUGCCAUGCCGAUGGUUAUGGCUGUAUUCUGUCUUAUCUUCAACAUUCUCGUUCCAGGACUAGGUACGAUCAUCGCUGGAUUCUCUGUUUUCUGUUGCGGCAAUCCAGGGCAGUCGGGAUUGGGCAAUUGUGGAACUAUGUGUCUCAACUUGUUUGUGGGACUCCUCCAGUUGGUCUUAACGGUCAUCUUCGUGGGCUGGAUCUGGUCUAUCAUGUGGGGAGUCGCAUUCAUCGGCAUGUCACACGAUUAUUCUCAGACUAACAAAACCACCACCACGCUCGUAACAACCAGAAGCCCAGGACCUCAGGCACUCACGGUCACUCAAACACAACCACAACCACAGUCUCAGGCAUAUUAUCCUCAACCACCCCUACAACAUGGUUAUCCGAACCAACAUCAGGGUUACGCCCCUCCGCCACAGCAGGGUUACGCUCCUCCCCCACAACAAGGCUAUGCACCACCCCCUCAACAAGGUUUUGCCCCACCCCCACAACAGGGAUAUGCCCCUCCUCUUCAAGGAACAGCACCGCCAAUGGAUAGUAACUUUCCGCCACAGAAUUACUCGCAACAACCUGCCUACAACCCUUACAACCAACCGGAUCAACAACAGCCUCCGCCUUAUACCGCCAGCGAACUUCCUCCCAAGAAGUCAUAAUACUGGAUGGAAAUGUUUGUAUUUUUAAAAGGAUGUUCAAUAAUAGAUCAUUGCCUUCAAAACUAAAGCUUCCUUCGUGUUCGUGAUGAUGUUACAAGUAAGAAGGGAUUCAGAGAGAGAGAGAGAGAGAGAGAGAGGGGGAGAGAGAGAGAGAGAGAGAGAGAGAGAGAGGGAGGGAGCGAGAGAGAGAGAGGGAGAGAGAGGCAUGGUAUCAAUCACCGGCUUCAUUAUCAAACGAUCGUAAUUCAUCGAAUCACGUGACUGUAAUGCACCUCUUCCGACUUCAAUGGUAAUAGAAAGCUUAAUUGGACAGAUGCGUUUAUCAUUUUGGGGUAUUAAUGUGUGAGUUAUACAGAAAAAGGACUAACGGCAGACAGUGUUUCAUACUAGCUCAAUUAUAUUAAUGUUUAUAGGCUCGCAACAUCCAUCAUCAUCGAAUGUAAUAACAGAAAUGUCGAUCACUCAUUCUUAAUGGCGUAGCUAUGUCUAGGGUAUGGGGAACUUGCCCUAAUAAUCAAAUGGCGAAACAAAAACAAACAAACAUACACACAAGGAAUGAAAGGAAGAAAGUGAGAAGCGGAAGGUAAUGUAAACGAAGAUGACAGGACCCACCCCCGCCCCCGCCCCUCAA